Mangifera indica (mango) is the source of this 1398-nucleotide messenger RNA. RefSeq lists its product as uncharacterized. The record is from RefSeq and is a predicted model, not a curated record. NCBI's taxonomy places the organism in Eukaryota, Viridiplantae, Streptophyta, Magnoliopsida, Sapindales, Anacardiaceae. The transcript is spliced from 2 exons. The coding region runs from base 1 to 1398 and encodes 465 amino acids.
AUGGUAGCAAAAUCUGAAAGUGGUAGUAAUGUCGAUCUUGAUGAGUUAGCAGCCUUGUCCCAAUUGACUAGCUUACAUAUUUUUGUUCCAAAUAACCUUGAUUUACCACCAAAUUUCUUGUCGUCCCAAAAACUAACCAACUUUAUCUUAAUAAAAGAUGUUAAUCCAUUUACCCAGUAUAAAUCUUCUUUUGAAAAAUAUUUGAGCGAAGAGUUGUACUCAUCAAGCAAUAUGGAGAUCUCAUUGACUAACAUUGCAAUGAUAUAUGACAAGUUUAGAGAUUUGGUCAAAAGAAUUGAGAGACUAACUUUAAAAUAUAUUGUUGAUUUAGAGAGUAUCAGUCAAGACCUAACUGAAGAAGGGUUAAAUGAAUUGAAGUAUCUCAAUUUCAAAAGAUGUGAUGAGAUAAGCUAUCUCUUCAAUGCAAGGGAAUUGACACGAAACUCCACUUUCCACAAUUUAGAGGAAUUGCAUCUCAUUGAGAAUUACUACCUUAUUGCACUAUGUAAUGGAAAGCCUUCUGCUAAGUCUUUUUGUAAACUAAAAGCUUUAGAAGUGAAAGGGUGUGAGCGCUUGUUAAAUAUUGCACCAAGUCAUUUGUUACAAAGGUUUCGAAAUCUUCAAACUCUUAGAGUAGAACAGUGUAGAUCAUUGGUGUAUAUAUUUGAUUGUGAAAAAAUUAAGAUUGAAAAGGGAGAGACCAAGUUACUCUCGUCGUUAGAGUAUUUGGAUUUGGUAUAUUUGAAAGAGAUGUCACAUAUAUGGAAGGGUGACCAUCAAUCCAUAAGCCUCCAUAACUUGAAGAGAGUAUAUUUGGAGGCAUGCUCUAAGUUAAUAAAACUAUUUUCAGCAACUAUACUCCAAAGCCUUAUUUGUUUGGAAGAAGUAAGAAUAAGAGAUUGCUAUAAUUUAAAGGAGAUCUUUGAGAAGAAAGAAGCAGAGGAUGUAGAGUUAGAUCACACUAUAACCUCCCUAUGUUUGGGAAACCUGACUUCUUUAGAAGUAAGUUUUUGUUAUAAUUUAGAAAUCCUCUUCACACCCUCAAUUGCCAAACUCUUGGUGGAGCUUAGAGAACUUAAAGUAAUGUAUUGCCAUGGAAUACGAGAAAUAAUCACAAAUGAGAAAGGAGAAAAAGAAACGUCAUUAGAGAGCAUUACAUUUCCUAGUUUGGAAGACUUGGAACUCAGUGAUCUAAACAAACUCACUUGUUUUAGCUCUGGGUCAUAUACUAUUGAAUUCCCAAAAUUGAAAUUCUUAAAUAUCUCUCGAUGUGGAAACAUGAAGACCUUCUGUUCUGGAAAGCUAGUGAUACCCAAGGUUAAAAAAGUGUGUCUUGAAGGUACUACACAGGAAAUGGGACUGCAAGAGAAGCUAUGCCAAGUCGUGAAAGUGGUAUGA